AUGCUGCAGGCCCGGGCUGCCCUCUCUGGACCAACUGGCACCUCUCUGAAAGUAGGGGUUGCUCUGAUGCUCUUGCUGAGAAGAAAGAAUGAGUAUGAUCUUCUGGUAAUUGGUGGAGGGUCUGGAGGCCUUGCUUGUGCAAAAGAAGCUGCUCAGUUUGGGAGGAAAGUGGCUGUUUUGGAUUAUGUGGAACCUUCUCCACAAGGAACCAAGUGGGGACUUGGUGGAACUUGUGUGAAUGUUGGCUGCAUUCCUAAAAAGCUUAUGCAUCAAGCAGCCCUUUUAGGGAGUGCCCUUAAAGAUGCCCAACACUAUGGCUGGAAUAUAGCCCAACCUGUUAAUCAUACCUGGUCUGUGAUGGCACAAGCUGUUCAGAAUUAUGUGAAAUCCUUGAACUGGGGACACAGAGUGCAACUACAGGACAAGAAGGUGAAAUAUUUCAACAUGAAAGGGAGUUUUUCUGAUCCACACACAAUUCGUGGUUUAACGAAAGCAGGUAAAGAGACUGUUGUUACUGCAGAAAAUAUUGUCAUUGCUACUGGAGGAAGACCAAAAUAUCCUACACAGAUUCCAGGUGCACUGGAGUAUGGAAUCACAAGUGAUGAUCUGUUCUGGUUAAAAGAAUCUCCUGGAAAAACGUUGGUUGUUGGAGCCAGCUAUGUUUCACUGGAGUGUGCUGGUUUUCUAACAGGCAUUGGACUGGACACUACAGUCAUGAUGAGAAGUAUCCCACUUCGUGGGUUUGAUCAGCAAAUGGCAUCAUUAGUAACUGAGCACAUGGAAUCUUAUGGCACAAAAUUUUUAAAGAGAUGUUUCCCAACCAAAGUUGAAAAAUUGGAGAGUAACAGAUUGCAAGUCACCUGGAAAAAUACUGACUUGGGCACAGAAGAAACAGAUUCCUUCAACACAGUGAUGUGGGCAGUAGGCCGAGCCCCUGACACUGGAACUCUCAAUUUGGAGACAGUUGGAGUGAAAACUAAUCCUGAAACUGGAAAGAUCAUUGUUGAUGCCAGUGAAGCUACUUCUGUUCCUCACAUUUAUGCAAUUGGAGACAUAACAGAGGGCCAUCCUGAAUUGACACCCACAGCAAUUGCUGCAGGAAAACUGCUGGCUCAGCGUCUCUUUGGCCAGUCUUCAGAACUGAUGGACUAUGACAAUGUACCUACUACAGUUUUCACUCCCUUGGAGUAUGGUUGUGUUGGACUGUCAGAAGAAGCAGCUGUGCAAUGUUAUGGAUCAGAUAAUAUUGAGGUGUAUCAUGCGUAUUAUAAACCUUUGGAGUUCACAGUGGCUGAAAGAGAUGCAAGUCAAUGCUAUAUGAAAAUGGUGUGCUUACGAGAGAGAGAGCAACGAGUGCUUGGCCUUCAUUUCAUUGGACCAAAUGCAGGCGAAGUUAUUCAAGGAUUUGCUCUUGGAAUCAAGUGUGGUGUUACGUAUCCUCAGCUAAUGAAGACAAUUGGCAUUCACCCUACCUGUGCUGAAGAGGUUACCAAGUUGCACAUCACAAAGCGUUCUGGCUUGGAUGCAACAGUCACAGCCUGCUGA
Chaetura pelagica (chimney swift) is the source of this 1545-nucleotide messenger RNA. It is a transcript of the gene TXNRD2, whose product is annotated as thioredoxin reductase 2. Bases 1 to 1545 code for a protein of 514 amino acids. Gene Ontology annotation, molecular function: flavin adenine dinucleotide binding; glutathione-disulfide reductase (NADPH) activity; thioredoxin-disulfide reductase (NADPH) activity. Gene Ontology annotation, biological process: glutathione metabolic process; cell redox homeostasis; cellular response to oxidative stress. The transcript has 17 exons. Gene Ontology annotation, cellular component: mitochondrion; cytosol. The record is from RefSeq and is a predicted model, not a curated record. NCBI's taxonomy places the organism in Eukaryota, Metazoa, Chordata, Aves, Apodiformes, Apodidae.